CGCGUCCCCUGGCCAGGCAGCCGGCUCUGCCAGCCCCGGGUCGGACCCCCGCGCCUGCCUGCUCCGGCCACGCCCGCUGCCCGGGCUCGCCGAGUCGCCACGCUCCGUGGGGGGUGCCAUCGGGGAGGAGCGGGCCUGAGCCCGCGGGACCGAGCGUGUGCGGGCGUGCGCCGCCUGGCCGAGGCUGUCAGCAGGCCGUAGGACCUGGUCCCGAACUGGGCCCGUACUCCAGUGACGCCCUCCGCCCGGGACCUGCCGAGCUCAGACCCCAGCGCCCCGCCCGCCCAGCUGCUGAGCGUCACGUGACGUCCCCAGGAGGCGGAGGGGCGGGCCGCGGCCCGAGAGCCGAGUGCGAGAGCGGGACGGGACGCAAAAUGGGUAAAUUGUCCUUGGAUGUCAACAUUCAGGAACCUCGCUGGGACCAAAGCACUUUCCUGGGCAGAGCCCGGCACUUCUUCACUGUUACUGAUCCCCGAAACCUGCUGCUGUCUGGGGCGCAGCUGGAAGCUGCCCGGAACAUUGUGCAGAACUACAGGGCGGGUGUGGUGACCCCAGGACUCACAGAGGACCAGCUAUGGCGGGCCAAGCACGUGUAUGACUCUGCCUUCCAUCCGGACACAGGAGAGAAGGUGGUCCUCAUUGGCCGUAUGUCUGCCCAGGUGCCCAUGAACAUGACCAUCACGGGCUGCAUGCUCACCUUCUACAGGAAGACCCCAACUGUGGUGUUCUGGCAGUGGGUGAAUCAGUCCUUCAAUGCCGUCGUUAACUAUUCCAACCGCAGCGGCGAUGCUCCCGUCUCCACUCGGCAGCUGGGCACUGCCUAUGUGAGUGCCACCACAGGGGCUGUAGCCACAGCUCUGGGACUCAAAUCCCUCACCCAGCACCUGCCCUCCUUGGUUGGCAGAUUUGUGCCCUUUGCAGCCGUGGCUGCAGCCAAUUGCAUCAACAUCCCCCUGAUGAGGCAGAGGGAGCUGCAGGUGGGCAUCCCGGUGACUGAUGAGGCGGGGCAGAGGCUGGGCCACUCGGUCACCGCCGCCCGGCAGGGGCUCUUCCAGGUGGUGAUAUCGAGGAUCGGGAUGGCGAUCCCUGCCAUGGCCAUUCCCCCAGUGAUCAUGGACGCUCUGGAGAAGAAGGACUUCCUGAAGUGCCGACCUUGGCUGGGGGCGCCCUUGCAGGUGGGGCUGGUGGGCUUCUGCCUGGUAUUUGCCACCCCCCUGUGCUGUGCCCUGUUCCCCCAGAGGAGCUCCAUACAAGUGAGCAGGCUGGAGCCGGAGCUGAGAGCCCAGAUCCAUGAGCAAAACCCCAGCAUGGAGGUGGUUUACUACAACAAGGGGCUUUGAGGAGGGUCAGUCCCUUCCUCACCUCCCUGCGUGGCUGCUUUAGGCCCACCUUGCUAUCUCUGCUGCUUGCCCAUCUGCCUGGUACUCUCCAGGGAGCUUGGUAGGUCAGUCGCUAUUGAGACCAGCAAUCCAUUAAGCUGGACGAAGCAUCCUUCCUUCUUUUUUUUUCUUUUUUUGGUACUGGGGAUUGAACUCGGGUCCUUGCACUUUCGAGGCAGGCGUCGAAACCACAGAGCCAAAUCCCAGCUCAGGAUGAGGCACCCUUAUAAGCCUUUUUCUCUCUUCUCUGGUGUCAAAGAGCAGAGUUACACAGUCCCUCGAGGCUGUGCUACCUACUACAUAGGCAUACACGUAUGUGUUUAUACAGUUGGUCCUGGCAGCUAAGAGCAGGCAGGCCACUGCUGUGGGCUGAUGUCUGGCCUCCCCUCCUCAGUCUCGUUCCCAGCUACCAGCAAGCCAGGUGACAGGUGGGACGUCCUUCCCCGAACCAUUCCACUGGCCACGUCACUUCCGACAGCGCCUCACCCCUUCUGGACAGGGGAGGAACCCCAGGACAGUAGUAGACCAACCUGAGCUGAGUCAUUCAGGUUUCUAAUAACCUAGCUUCCAAAACUGGCUGGGGACCUGGGCUGGCACAGGAAGCCUUGUUGGGACCGGGGAGGCGGGGCCUUAUGCACCCUCGGCGGCUCCGCACCCCUGGAGUGGCUCCAUCUCUCCUGGAUGAGCAAAGGAGCCAUCUCCUCGUGUCCCCCACACUGCCAUGUGGGCAUCUUUAGGUAGAAGUUCUUGGUCUGCCCUGACAUUAUGAGCACAAACAAAUCCGACGAGCCCAGCUCUCUCCCGGCCAGAAAGCCACGCAGGCAGAACAAGCGUUCCCCUUCAGGAGCUGCCACCACACUCCCUGAGAGGGACGCACGUGGGAAAAGUGCUUAACCCCACAGGUCCCACGCGGGCCACUAAUGAUGGGAUUCUGUGAUCCGUGAGCCCUGCUCAGUCUCAGCUCCUUCCCUUCCUUUUCUUUGCCUUUGCUGCGUGCUGGGGACAGAACCCAGGGCUUUGCAUAUGCUAGGCAAGAACUGCCGAUAAGCCCAGCCCUGGUCUUCCUGCUUUCCUGAGGUUUGGUCCUGCUGCCCCACCGUUAUCCCUGAGAGGAGGGCCCAGGCCGAAAUGGACGGGCCAAACGGAAGCUGGGAUGUGGGAUGGAACGGGUGCGGGAGUCCAGAGCACAGUUAGAUGAUCGUGACUCCAGCUCCGUGCCCUCUGGCUGAAGAGUUGAGUGGGCCAGAGCAGGGGCCUUGGGACCCUCUGAGAUCGCUUUCCUGCUUCUCUAAUGCACUGCCCUGAACAACAGCUUCCAUGCCCCGGAUAGUCAAUAAACUGUGAACCUGUCUAUUUAUU
Heterocephalus glaber (naked mole-rat) is the source of this 2738-nucleotide messenger RNA. It is a transcript of the gene Sfxn3, whose product is annotated as sideroflexin 3. Lineage: Eukaryota; Metazoa; Chordata; Mammalia; Rodentia; Bathyergidae. The record is from RefSeq and is a predicted model, not a curated record. Gene Ontology annotation, biological process: monoatomic ion transport; serine import into mitochondrion. Gene Ontology annotation, cellular component: mitochondrial inner membrane. Gene Ontology annotation, molecular function: monoatomic ion transmembrane transporter activity.